GCUUUAUCGUUGCGUGUAGUUUCAUUACGCGGGCUCUCCUCUCUCUCUCUCUGUCUGUCUCCGAUUUAGGGCUCUGAUAAGGGUAAAAGCCCAAUGCAAAAGCUUCAUGGAUCGAGUAGAAUUGGAGUCUAGGGUUUUCUGAACAUUGAAAACACACAGGAAAAAACCCUAGCUGUGCCUAUUGUUUGAGGAAACCAUGGCUCGAAGAAGAAGAAGCUAGGGUUUUGAAGCCCUGGCCAUAAGCAAAACCCUAGAGGAGCCAGUCCCUUUAGUUGCAGGUUUCAUGGCGCGUCAAGAGAACUCCUUUGCCCUUUUGGGGGAUGAUGAGGGCGAUGAUAUGAUGGCUCUUGUUGCUAAUGCAGCUGCUAAGACAGCGGCCAUUGAUAAGAAGCAGCUGGAGCAGAAUCAAUCGGCGGUUUCACCUGCUAAGUUUCCUUCGAAGCCCCUUUCUCCUGCUAAACCUGUGAAAACUGAUAGAGGAAGAGGGAGAGAUGGCUGGGGCCGCGGAAGGGGUGCUCAAUUUGGCAAUGAUGUAUCCACCAAUGGUUGGGGAGACGAUAGUAAUAAUGAUAGCAAUAACACAAAUGAUGAUGGGUUUGUGAGCAGAGGGCGAGGGCGAAUGAAUGGCUUCCAGAAGGGUCCAGGUGUUGAUUUUGAAAGGCACACAUCUGAGGAUGGUGGGCGUGGUCGGGGUCGCGGCCGUGGUCGUGGUCGCGGCCGUGGCCGUGGUCGUGGAUUUGGUGAAGAUCGGGGUUUUGGUAGUGAGGGCAGUGGUUGUGGAGGUGGUGAAAAUAAGGGUUUUGGUGACGAAAAUCAGGGUUCUGGAGGUGAAGGUUGGGUUGAUGAAAAGGGUUUUGGAAAUGGGAAUCGUUAUCCAAGGAAUGAGAAUACGUCUCAUGGGAAUGGCAAUCGGGCAUUUGGUGUUGGGGAGAGGGGAUACAGUGGGGAAAGACGGGGGUUUAGAGGGGGAGACGGUCGUCGUUAUGGUGAAGGAGGAGGUGACGGGGGCGAACAUGGCAAGGAUGAGGGAUGGAACUCCAGUGAGCAGAAGGAAGAACAGGCUGAUGUCAAAGAACAGCCUCUGAUUAGUAACUCAGAUGGUGGGGGUUGGGAUGUUCCUGAGAACACUGAAGAACCUAAGGAUGGGGAGCCUCAGCAGAUGAAGCCUGAGGAAGACGUUACAAAAGAAGCUGUUGCCAGGAAUGUGGCAAAAGAAGAGGAUAAAGAGAUGACCCUUGAAGAGUAUGAGAAGCUACGCACUGAAAAGAGGAAAGCCCUAGAAGCUCUGAAAAAUGAAGAGAGAAAAGUUACUAUCGAUAAGGAUUUCGAGCAGAUGCAACUUGUGGAAAAAAAAAAGGACGAGAGCAUCAACAAGACGAAAUCUGAAAAGGACAAGCUCAAGAAGAAGGAUAGCUUUGACAAGGAAGACAAAGUUCGUAAGUCCGUGAGUAUCAACGAGUUUUUGAAGCCAGCUGAUGGGGAGACAUUCAACACCUUUCGAGGGCGUGGGCGAGGGCGAGGGCGUGGUCGUGGGCGUGGCCGAGGUGGAGCUGAUCGUGGGGGAUACGGUGGAGGCGAUCGUGGGGGAUACGGUGGAGGCGAUCGUGGGGGAUACAGUGGAGGCGAUCGUGGGGGAUACGGUGGAGGCUCUGCGAGGUACUCAGAUGAAGUUGUUGCCCCCCGCAUUGAAGACCCUGGUGAGUUCCCAGUCUUGGGUGGCCAGUGAGAGAUUAUUUAACUUGAACCUUACAGGUUCUCUUACUGGAGUCUCGUUUUCUAUUUUUGGUGGGAUUUUGAAGGGUAUCUUCGCUAGGUUUUGUAAUGUCUUUAAGAUGUACUUGACCUGCAUUAGAAGUUCCGUUUCUUAUAUGAUUGUAGUUGCCUUUAGAGGUGGUAGCACUGAGAAGUGGUGUCAGACUCAGAUUUCUUCCCUUUUUUUGUUGAUAUUUUGGUAGUUUUCGUUUUUGUGUCCAACAGAGUUGGUGCAAGAUAUAUCCGUUGCUUGUUCUGUCUUUGUCAUUAUUUUUGGGAGUGGUUUGUAGUUUCACAUAUAUGUUAGUGUCGUACUUUGUAGAGCUGAUAUAUUUGAUAAGCGGAUGAGCUUUGAAGCUAUGGCCUGUAAU
Messenger RNA from Amborella trichopoda, 2123 nucleotides. RefSeq lists its product as uncharacterized. Lineage: Eukaryota; Viridiplantae; Streptophyta; Magnoliopsida; Amborellales; Amborellaceae. Gene Ontology annotation, molecular function: RNA binding. The record is from RefSeq and is a predicted model, not a curated record. Gene Ontology annotation, cellular component: cytoplasm; nucleus.